UGCUCACUCUUUUUGAAAAUAAAGCAAGUAUUCGUCUUCUUUCUGCAGGUGCCGCCGCCAGUGCCGGAAGAUAACCUCUUGUUGGUACCCAGCAAUAGUGGUCAGUUGAUGUAUUCAUUUAGUUCACUCCAUCACGACGACUCCAGCCGACUGGACCAGCCGGAUCAGUCUGAGAUGCGGCAGAUUUGCACUCGUCUGCCCGCCCGGCCGGAACAACGAUCCUACCAGUUGAAAGCGAUACUGUCAAGUAAAAGUGAACAAUGCAAUUUGACCAAUGCAUUGACGAGCCUCAGAGAGGGCGCAGCAAAAUCUUUUCUGCCGACCGGGGGCAGGGCAGCCGAACUCGGUGAACAGGCUCCGGCUCCAGUGGACGGGAUACUCGCGAUCACGGAAGUGGAGGCUAAAUCCAACAACACUGAAAAGGCGGCGUGA
Protopolystoma xenopodis is the source of this 432-nucleotide messenger RNA. Lineage: Eukaryota; Metazoa; Platyhelminthes; Monogenea; Polystomatidea; Polystomatidae. The record is from the annotation of a GenBank genome assembly.